Messenger RNA from Solanum dulcamara, 2143 nucleotides. Its product is annotated as (R)-mandelonitrile lyase-like. Gene Ontology annotation, molecular function: oxidoreductase activity, acting on CH-OH group of donors; flavin adenine dinucleotide binding. The record is from RefSeq and is a predicted model, not a curated record. The transcript is spliced from 3 exons. Lineage: Eukaryota; Viridiplantae; Streptophyta; Magnoliopsida; Solanales; Solanaceae. The coding region runs from base 205 to 1860 and encodes 551 amino acids.
UUAAUAACUGCAAACGCUCUUUCCCUGUUUCGAGAUAUGUGAUUAUUCAACUGAGUUUCCCACCAAAAACACACUGCUCUCCUCUCUACUAUCCUCCCUCUUUCCUAAGCUAAUUUCAGUAACCGCCGGCUACCUCCCUUGUUUCUCUUCAAGAACCCAUUUCCGAGCCUCAAUAUCAGCUCUCUUUUUUUCUGAUUUGUAAAAAUGGCAAAAUCUUGGACUCUUUACGGAUCAUACUUCGUCUUCUUCACCAUCAUCAUACUAAUUUCAUUUCCGGUUACGCACUCUGAUUCUUCUAACGAUAAUCCAAGUUAUAUGGGGUUUGUGUUCAAUGCGACGGAGUUCCCAUCGGAAGACUAUUAUGACUACAUCGUUGUGGGAGGUGGCACCGCCGGCUGUCCACUGGCGGCGACAUUGUCGGAGAAGUACCGAGUUCUACUCCUUGAAAGAGGCGGUGUUCCAUAUGGAAGACCUAAUUUGAUGACCCAAGAAGGGUUUCUAACUGUACUUACCGAUGUUGAUGAUUUUGAGUCCCCUGCCCAAGCCUUCAUCUCUGAAGAGGGAGUUCCAAAUGCCCGAGGUCGCAUUCUUGGUGGAAGUAGUGCAAUUAAUGCCGGUUUUUACAGUAGGGCUGAUCAAGAUUUCUACAGUAGGUCGAAAAUGAAUUGGGAUUUGCAAGUUGUAAAUCAAUCUUAUGAAUGGGUUGAGAAGGCUAUUGUGUUUAGGCCGGAACUCAAGAAUUGGCAGUCGGCUGUGAGGGAUGGGUUAGUGGAGUCUGGUAUUGAUCCCUUCAAUGGAUUCAGUUUGGAUCAUGUUAUUGGUACCAAGAUUGGUGGCUCCACCUUUGAUAGCUCUGGCCGCAGAUAUAGUGCUGCUGAUCUUCUCAAUUUUGCAAAUCCUUCAAACAUUCAGGUGGCUGUUUAUGCCAGUGUGGAGAGAAUUCUGCUAGCUACAUCCGCAGAUUAUUCUCUGUCUAAGCAGGCUGCUACUGGUGUGGUUUUUAGUGACCAAUCUGGCCGCUAUCACCACGCCAUGUUGCGUGGAAAAGGUGAAGUUUUAGUAUCCGCAGGAGCUCUUGGUAGCCCACAGUUGCUUCUCUUGAGUGGUGUUGGUCCAAGGCCCUACCUCUCUACAUGGGGUAUACCAGUUGCUCACCAUUUACCUUAUGUGGGGAGGUUUCUGUUUGAUAAUCCAAGAAAUGGUAUCUCAAUUGUGCCACCCAUGCCGCUGGAACACUCUUUGAUUCAAGUUGUGGGGAUCACUAAUUCGGGGGCUUACUUAGAGGCUGCCUCAAGUGUCAUUCCAUUUGCUUCCCCUGCUAAAUCCCUUUUUAUCAGAACUUCCCCAUCUCCAGUUUAUCUCACAGUGGCCACCCUCAUGGAGAAGAUUGUUGGACCGGUUUCUUCUGGUUCACUUAGAUUGGCAUCAACAGAUGUUAAGCUGAACCCUAUUGUUCGAUUUAAUUACUUCAGCAACUCGGGAGAUGUAGAGAGGUGUAUCAAUGGCACCCGAAAAAUAGCAGAAGUGUUGAGAACCAGAACAAUGGAGAUUUUCAAGUUUGAUCAGUGGUUUGGCGGUAGGGAUUUUAGGUACAUUGGUCCUGCUUUGCCUGUUGAUGAGUCAAAUGAUGAACUUAUGAAGGAGUUCUGCCAUCAGACAGUCAGUACCAUUUGGCACUAUCAUGGUGGCUGUGUUGUGGGGAAGGUAGUUGAUCAAAAUUUGAGAGUGCUUGGCAUUGAUGGCCUAAGAGUUGUUGAUGGUUCAAUAUUCAGAGUGUCACCAGGGACCAAUCCCCAGGCUACUCUUCUCAUGCUUGGACGGUAUGUUGGUACGGUGAUGCUGAGGGAGAGGUUCAGGUAGUGGCUGUUAUGCUGAUACGAGCUGCUUAGGGAAACACUAUAAGAUAGUAGUAUUCAUCAUUUUCCUUGAUGUGAGCUAACUCCUUUUCUGUUAUACAUUGCUGCUUUAUGGUCACUACUUCUGUAAAUGUUUUAUUUUUUCAGAACAACUAAUCUGUUGUAAUGUUUGGUGCAAUUUGUUAAUUCAUUCAUUCUGUAAAAUGCAUGAUGAGAAGUGCUGCUAAGUACAUCAGAAAUGAUAUAUUUUGGGCCAGUUAAUGAUUUGAGUUAGACGGUUACCUGAA